UCCGUGCCUGUCUCCAUGUCUCUUUCUGUCUGUGCGUCUAGGAUUCCCCGAGCACCCACCCUGCGCCCCGCGGGCCCUGGCUGCGUGCAGAGAGCCCGCGGGGAGACGCACAUUCGGUGCAGGACUCCCCAGUCCCCAGCCCCUACCCCCAGCCACGGUCAGACCCGCAGCUGGCGGGGCACGUGGAGGAGGCCGAGACCGGGCAGGGGAGGCAGAGGACUAGGUCCUGGGUGCCUGCCGAGUGCCAGUCCCCGCCCUGGGUGCGUCUAUUUACUCCUACAAAGGAGGAAACGGCUCAGAGAGGGGAAGUGCCUGGCCAAGGUCACUCAGCGAGGAAGUGGGAGUCGGGAUUCGAACCCUCGUCCUAGCGACUCCAAGGCCUCACGAGAGGCAGCGCGGCAGACAGUAACCGAGAGACAGAGAGAUGGAGCUUUACUGCCCCUAUACCCCACUCCAACCAUGGGUUCCCCCUUUCCUCUGCUGAACUUGCCUACACCCCUGUACCCCAUGAUGUGCUCCAUGGAACACCCCCUGUCAGCAGACAUCGCCAUGGCCACCCGUGCAGAUGAGGAUGGAGACACGCCUCUCCAUAUUGCUGUGGUGCAGGGUAACCUGCCAGCUGUGCAUCAGCUAGUCAACCUCUUCCAGCAUGGGGGCCGCGAGCUGGACAUCUACAACAACCUCCGCCAGACACCGCUCCACCUCGCUGUGAUCACCACAUUGCCGUCUGUGGUCCGGCUUCUGGUGAUGGCUGGUGCCAGCCCCAUGGCGCUGGACCGCCAUGGCCAGACGGCGGCCCACCUGGCCUGCGAGCACCGCAGCCCGACCUGCCUGCGAGCCCUGCUGGACAGCGCGGCCCCGGGCACGGUGGACCUGGAGGCCCGCAAUUACGACGGGCUCACCGCCCUGCACUUGGCGGUGAACACGGAGUGCCAAGAGACAGUGCUGCUCUUGCUGGAGCGCGGCGCGGACAUCGACGCGGUGGACAUUAAGAGCGGCCGCUCCCCGCUUAUCCACGCGGUGGAAAACAACAGCCUUAGCAUGGUGCAGCUGCUGCUGCAGCACGGCGCCAACGUGAACGCGCAGAUGUACUCGGGCAGCUCCGCGCUGCACUCGGCGUCGGGCCGCGGGCUCCUCCCGCUCGUGCGCACGCUGGUCCGCAGCGGCGCCGACAGCGGCCUCAAGAACUGCCACAACGACACGCCGCUCAUGGUGGCGCGCAGCCGCCGGGUCAUCGACAUUCUGAGGGGGAAGGCCACCCGGCCUGCGUCCACAUCCCAGCCAGACCCCUCCCCCGACCGGAGUGGCACCACUUCCCCAGAGAGCAACAGCCGCCUCAGCUCCAAUGGUCUCCUUUCUGCAUCACCAUCCUCUUCACCCUCCCAAUCUCCCCCCAAGGAUCCCCCUGGAUUCCCCAUGGCUCCCCACAAUUUCUUCCUUCCUCCCCCAUCUCCACCUGCCUUCCUGCCCUUUGCUGGGGUUCUCCGAGGCCCUGGCCGGCCAGUGCCCCCCUCCCCAGCUCCAGGAGGCAGCUGAGAGGGAUGGGGGGGCAGAUCUCAGACUCAUGAGGAGGGGCCUUCCUGCCCUGUGGGGUCAGCCCUUCUGGAAACUGUGAAGAUCUCACUCUGCCCCCCCCCCCGCCCCCCAGUCCUCAGGACCAGGAUUUGCACAGAAGCACAUGCACGUACCCACAAACCCCAUCUCGUCCUCUGCCCGGGACUCUUACCCCAUAACUCUCAGGCACCAGUCCCCUGUCUUGAAUUCCACCCAAACCUUCAUUUCCUUGUCCUUUCUCAGAGCUGGUGGAACCAGGGAACAGCUGUUCCCUCUGUCCUCUCCCCAGAUGACGAGGGAGGGGAGAGGUGGGCUGUAGGCUGGCACUGAUGACAAUGUAAAUUAUUAGGUGUUUUGGUUGGAUUUCUUUUGUAAUAAACUAUUUUUGUACCAUA
This is a messenger RNA of Lemur catta (Ring-tailed lemur), 1949 nucleotides long. It is a transcript of the gene BCL3, whose product is annotated as BCL3 transcription coactivator. The transcript is spliced from 9 exons. Bases 16 to 1536 code for a protein of 506 amino acids. Gene Ontology annotation, molecular function: protein binding. Lineage: Eukaryota; Metazoa; Chordata; Mammalia; Primates; Lemuridae. The record is from RefSeq and is a predicted model, not a curated record.